Molecule: messenger RNA, 521 nt
Organism: Psammomys obesus (fat sand rat)
Lineage: Eukaryota; Metazoa; Chordata; Mammalia; Rodentia; Muridae
Gene: Dbi
Product: diazepam binding inhibitor, acyl-CoA binding protein
Exons: 4
Coding region: 89-352 (87 amino acids)
Biological process (GO): fatty acid metabolic process
Cellular component (GO): mitochondrion
Molecular function (GO): fatty-acyl-CoA binding
Source: RefSeq, a predicted model, not a curated record
AAAGGCGCUAGGCUGUCCGCUCUGGAGUUUGAUUGCUGCCUGUUCUGAGCCUCCUCCCGCGCGCUUGGAACCAGGUCACCUCGCCAGUAUGUCUCAGGCUGAAUUUGACAAAGCUGCUGAGGAGGUGAAGCGCCUCAAGACUCAGCCAAGUGACGAAGAGAUGCUGUUCAUCUACAGCCACUUCAAACAAGCCACCGUGGGCGAUGUAAAUACAGAGCGUCCUGGACUGUUGGACCUCAAAGGCAAAGCCAAAUGGGAUUCAUGGAAUAAGUUGAAAGGGACUUCCAAGGAAAGUGCCAUGAAAGCCUAUGUGGACAAGGUAGAAGAGUUGAAGAAGAAAUACGGAAUAUGAAAGACCAGCUGGGUUGCCAGUGAGUGACCUGUGAGGACUUAAUGCCUUGGGUUUUGGUUUUUUUUCUAAUGUAGAUGAUUUGGCUCUAUAAAUUAGGGCCAGAAUUAAUCAUUGCUCCUUCUCCCUGUGUAGUUUUUACCUGAAAUUAAUUAAAAGUACAUUUGUUAUA